This is a messenger RNA of Solanum lycopersicum (tomato), 1097 nucleotides long. The record is from RefSeq and is a predicted model, not a curated record. NCBI's taxonomy places the organism in Eukaryota, Viridiplantae, Streptophyta, Magnoliopsida, Solanales, Solanaceae.
UAAAUUUCAAAACUCAUUUUUACCUAAUCAAAUCCUAAUGCCUAUUUAUCCGUCUUCAUUGUGGCCCUAACCUUCUUAGGUAAGAAAACUACCACCAUCAGCGAUGAAUUCUUUUUUCGUUCUUAAACUUCAUGUGAAAUCAAACAUCUUUGUGUAUACGAAUGUAGGUGGUUUGAAGAUUAUAGAUUGGACCAACUCGGACUUGGAGAACGAUAUAUACAUGCUAGUUACUUAUUUGGUGUUACUAUUAUCCCCGAGCCUGAAUUAUCUGAUGCUCGUCUCAUGAACGCGAAAUACGCCAUGCUCCUGACUAUUGUCGAUGAUCAUUUCGAGAGUUUUGCAUCUAAAGAUGAAUGUCUCAACAUCAUUGAAUUAGUAGAAAGGUGGGAUGACUAUGCAAGUGUAGGUUAUAAAUCUGAGAAGGUUAAAAUUUUCUUUUCAACUUUUUACAAAUCAAUAGAGGAGCUUGCAACAAUUGCUGAAAUUAAACAAGGACGAUCUGUCAAAAAUCACCUUAUUAAUUUGUGGCUUGAAAUGAUGAAGUUGAUGUUGAUGGAACAAGUAGAGUGGUGUUCUGGCAAGACAAUACCAAGCAUAGAAGAGUAUUUGUAUGUUACUUCUAUAACAUUUUGUGCAAAAUUGAUUCCUCUCACAACACAAUAUUUUCUUGGAAUAAAAAUAUCCAAAGAUCUUUUAGAAAGUGAUGAAAUAUGUGGCCUAUGGAAUUGUAGCGGUAGAGUGAUGCGAAUCCUUAAUGAUUUACAAGAUUCCAAGGAUGGUGGGGAUGAUGGUUAGAAGUGGAGUAAAGACAACGAGAUUGUUGGAGGAUAGAAAAGAGACAAUUAAUGAAGGGAAAAGGGUCUGAUAUACCUUUCAACUUUGCCAUUUGGAGCUGAUAUAUCCCUCGUUAUGAAAGUGGCUUAUAUAUGCCCUUACCGUUAUACAAACGGCUCACAUAUACCCCUGUCGUUACAAAAUGGCUCAUAUAUACCAUUCAUUUAACGAAGUUAAGAAAAUUAGUUGUAAAUUUAUAUUUAUUACUUUUAUUUUUAAAAAAAAUUUAUUUAGGGGUAUAUAUGAUUCUUCUAUCAAAGUUC